GAGGGGGAAAGCGGGGGGAAAAGAGGGAAAAGAGCCGGGAGCGAAGUGGGCGAGGACGAGGGCGAGGACACGGCGUGGCUCCCGGCCGGCCAACGGAGGCUCGCGGAAGCAGCGCCGCCGCCUGACCGCAGCUGGAUUUUGAAGAUUGAUCCAAGGGACUGUAUUAAUUUCAGGAAUUGAUUUGAAAGACACUGGCUCUGCCACUUAACAGCCAUGUAACCUUGGAUAUGGAAGAAAGCAGCAGUGUCACCAUGUUGGUGUCAGAUAUUGGGGAACAGGAAGCUAUAUUGACUGCUGAAACUGUCAUCAGUCCGUCUUUGGAAAUUGAUGAACAAAGAAGAACUAAAACAGAUCCAUUAAUCCAUGUUAUACAGAAAUUAAGCAAGAUAGUGGAACAUGAAAAGUCACAAAAAUGCCUUUUAAUUGGGAAAAAACGCUCACGUUCAAGUGCUACAGCACGCUGUCUUGAAACCCAGGAACUCUGUGAGAUUCCAGCUAAAGUAACCCAGUCAGCUGCUGCGGCUAUUAGAAGGGCCGAGAUGUCACAAUCAAAUUUUGUCCCUGACUCUCUUGCCCAGAAUGAAGGGAAGGCUAUGUCUUAUCAGUGUAGCCUUUGUAAGUUUCUGUCAUCUUCCUUCUCUGUGUUAAAAGAUCAUAUCAAGCAGCAUGGUCAGCAGAAUGAAGUGAUAUUAAUGUGCUCAGAGUGCCAUAUUACAUCUAAAAGCCAAGAGGAACUUGAAGCUCAUGUGGUAAAUGACCAUGAAAAUGAUGCCAACACUUACACGCCAUCCAAAGCCCAGCAGCGCAUAAGCCCCUCCAACUCCUUAUGUCAGAGAACCAUAGAAAGAAAUAAUGAAACCAUUCCUGACAUCCCAGUAAAUGUGGACAGUCCACAAACUCAUACCGUCAGAACUGUGUCCGGGGCAGACGUGGGUAGGAGGAAAUGGUACGCAUAUGAACAGUAUGGCAUGUAUCGAUGCUUGUUUUGUAGUUAUACCUGUGGCCAGCAGAGAAUGUUGAAAACACAUGCUUGGAAACACGCUGGGGAGGUCGAUUGUUCCUAUCCAAUCUUUGAAAAUGAAAAUGAGCCCCUAGGCUUGCUGGAUUCUUCCGUGGCUGCCACACCUGGUGGUGUCGAAGCUGUGGUCAUUGCUAUUGGAGACAAUGAACUGAGCAUCCACAACGGGCCAUCAGUUCAAGUGCAGAUUUGCAGCUCAGAGCCAUUAUCAUCUUCGUCUCCUUUAGAACAGAGGGCAGAAGGGCGAGUGCACCUAGGUCAUUCAGUUACCCUUGACUCUAAUGAGGAAGACAUGCUAGAAGUGAUUUCUGAUGCAGAGGAGAAUCUGAUUGCUGAUAGCCUACUUUCAUCAGCACAGAAAAUCAUUAGCAGUAGCCCAAAUAAAAAAGGCCACGUUAACGUGAUAGUGGAGCGUUUGCCAAGUGCCGAAGAAACUCUUUCACAGAAACGUUUCCUCAUGAAUGCUGAAAUUGAGGAGGGAAAAGUCCUGACCCCUACAGAAGCCAAGAUUGAAUGUGAAAGAACAGAUGACGUUUAUCAUGCUGAUAAAUGUACUGUUGAUAUUGGGGGUUUAAUCAUAGGUUGGAGCAAUCCCGAGAAGACAGACAGCGAGUUAAUAAACAAAGGUCUGGCUACUGAUGAGAAUGCCCCACCAGGCCGAAGAAGGACAAACUCUGAGUCCCUUAGACUACAUUCAUUAGCUGCAGAAGCCCUAGUCACAAUGCCUAUAAGAGCUGCAGAACUAACACGAGCCAACCUUGGGCACUAUGGGGAAAUAAACCUUUUAGAUCCAGAUACCGGACAAAGGCAAGUAGAUAGUACGUUGGCAGCAUAUUCCAAAAUGAUAUCGCCACUUAAAAACUCUUCAGAUGGAUUAUCUAAUUUUAACCAAAGCAACUCUACCUUGGUAGAGCUCCCAGAGGAUAGGCAAGAAUUGUCAGAUGGGCAAGUUAAGACAGGUAUCAGCAUGUCCUUGCUAACUGUAAUUGAAAAAUUGAGGGAAAGGACAGACCAAAAUGCUUCGGACGAUGACAUUUUGAAAGAGUUGCAAGACAAUGCCCAGUGCCAACCCAGCAGUGAUGCCAGUUUGUCAGGAAGCAGUGUGGUAGAAUACAUCCCUAAUGCCGAUCGACCCUACCGCUGCCGCCUGUGCCACUACACAAGUGGUAACAAGGGCUACAUUAAGCAGCACCUGAGAGUCCAUCGACAGAGACAGCCAUACCAGUGUCCCAUCUGCGAGCACAUUGCUGACAACAGCAAAGAUUUGGAGAGCCACAUGAUCAACCACUGUAAAACAAGAAUAUACCAGUGCAAGCAAUGUGAAGAAUCUUUCCAUUAUAAGAGUCAACUAAGGAAUCAUGAGAGAGAGCAACACAGUCUUGCAGAUACCUUGUCAAUAGCAACUUCUAAUGAGCCAAGGCUUUCCAGUGAUACUUCUGAUGGAAAAUGUGUUCAGGAAGGGAAUAAGUCUUCAGUCCAGAAACAGUACAGAUGUGAUGUGUGUGACUAUACAAGUACAACAUAUGUUGGUGUCAGAAACCACAGAAGAAUCCAUAACUCUGAUAAACCAUACAGGUGCUCUUUGUGUGGAUAUGUAUGCAGCCAUCCUCCUUCUCUGAAAUCUCACAUGUGGAAACAUGCAAGUGACCAAAAUUACAACUACGAACAAGUAAACAAGGCUAUUAACGAUGCAAUUUCACAAAGUGGCAGAGUUCUAGGGAAAUCCCCUGGGAAGACUCUGUUAAACAGUAGUGAAGAGAGAGCUGAUCCUGUCACUGGAAGUUCAGAAAAUUUGAUGUUGUCCUCAGAGCUGAUUUCCCAGGCUCCCAGUGAAGUUGAAGGUCCCAAUGAGAAUGAGAAACUGAGCCCAACAAGUAAUACCUCAUAUAGUUUAGAAAAAAACCCCAGCCAAGUCCCUCCUGGCAUGGAGUAUUGUGUUUUACUCUUCUGUUGUUGUAUUUGUGGUUUUGAAUCAACCAGCAAAGAAAAUCUCUUGGAUCAUAUGAAAGAGCACGAAGGUGAAAUUGUAAACAUCAUCUUAAGUAAGGACCACAACACAACUUUAAACACAAAUUAGAUGGAAUAAUUGCUUGAAGAGGGAGAAGAUAGAGGAAGAUUCCUUAGGCAGCAGUUUCAUCUUUGCACCAAUGUUAAUAACUUUCUAGACAAAGAGGAAAUAGUUGGUGUGGUUUUUGAGGAAAUGACACAUAAGACUUUGGAACCAAAUUUGUAAUGUAAUAAAAGUUAUUCCAAGUAGAUAAUCAGUAAAGAUAUUUAAAUAUUUUGGGCAAGGGUAGGUGGGUUGAGGAGGAAGCAAAGAUGUAAUCCUGUGUUAACCCUCUGCCACUCCUUAUUGUUGAGUGUAUUUAUUAUUGAAAGCUUAUUAUAGUGUAUAUGUGCACGCAAAAGAGUUAAGAAAGGACUUCAGGAACUAUUCUAAAACAUAUUAAAGUGUCACAAUCUUAAGCAGAGCUUAGUUUUCUUCGUUCUUAACUCUGACAUGCCAACUCUAGAAUGACUGGCCUUUUGUGGGAAAUGGGAGGCAGCUCUCUGAGUCAAUAAGGAAGUAGAUACCUAGAGGGCUUUGAAAUGAUCUACCUAAAUCUUGCCUUAAAUUCAUAGGAAUUAAUCAUAUACUCAAUCUAGGAUAUGUUCCUUUACUCCCUAAAUUAAAAAAAAAAAAAAAGAGAGAGAAGAAGAAGGCCUCUUACAUCCAAAUCUAGAUUGUAAAUAGGCAUUUAAGAAGUAAAUUAUUGUCUUAAAGUAACUUGAAUUUCUUGUGGGCAAGAGAGGAAUAGUUGAAUACCAGUUUCAUAACAAGGAUACCUCUGAGCUCAGUAUAUUUCUCAAAGGUUCUUUCCAGAGUGUUUGUCAGAGCACUGCACACUGUCUCAAUAAAUAGACCUUCUAAUCAUCUUUUCUGAACCAGAGUAAGCUUGGAAAAGGUCUGUUAAAGCAACAAAGUGUGAAAAUUUACAUUUGGUCAUCAGACCUUGAAAAUAGUUUGAACUCUAAAAUAAAAAUCAUUUGAGUGAAAUUCAGUAGCCCCUUAAAAUGAUUACUGUUUUUGAGACUUUUCUUCCUGGAAUUUACUAACCUAGGUAAAUUGAACAUAUGAGGUAUAACCAGGUGUGGCUAAAAUACCAUAAAAAUUCAGGUUGUUUAUGAAGAUUUUAGUGACAAACACACAGCAUUUGGAAAGCCUACAGGAUUUCUCCUAUCUAGGAAAUUCCAUUUUGUUAGGGUGAGAUAGGACAUGUGGGAAAACAACUAGAAGAGUUUUUUAUUAAAAGCUGCCAUCACGUAGAUGUAAUCUCUCAUUAAUUACACAUUUAGUAUUAAAUGUACUUCAAAGAGUGAAGAGAACGUAAGGUAGUUCGCUUUCCAUUUUUAUAGUUCUGAUUAUUUAUGCAUUAUUUUGCUACGGUGAGUGCUGCCUACAAGUCCAAAGGCUGGUGCAUCAUUCAGUGGUGAUGCACUGAUUCUCUGAUAAAUUCAGAACAGCAGAAAGAGAAGUUUUUUGAAUGGGCCACUCUGUAGACACAUUGUAAAAAAGAAUCUCUUCCGAAAUUCCAUGUAUGAAUUGAAUGAAUUAAAAAUUUUAAGAUAGCAUUAGCAGCUAUUUAAGUGAGGCCAGGCAUCCUGAAAUGAUCCGACUUUUUUUAAAAUCUUGUUUUGAUGAUGAUAUUUAAACAAACAAAUGAUUGUAACUUUGCAGCUCAUUAAUUUAGGUAGCUUUAAUUUAUUUAUGAAAAUCCAUUUCUGAUAUGUGGUUUUUAAAAAGAUAAAAUGAAUUUAUGUAUAUAAAUUAUAUUCCCCAUAUUCGCUGUGUGUGGAUUUAUAUUCUUUUUCUCCUGUUUUCAAAAUUGAAGCAUUUAUGCUUAAUUUCAAAUUCAAAUAAAAUAUUUUAAUGGUUUCAUUAUUAUCACUUAAAUUGUUGCCUCUCGUAGGUCAGUUUUUCAUUGCUGAUAACUGACUAUUUCUUCAUAAAAACCUGUUAUUCUGGAAAUUAAUAAUCAUACAAGAAUUUUAUUUUGUAAAACUUUCUUUGGCUUUAAUUUUAUGUAAUCAUUUGGAAAAUACUGAUAACCAAAAAAUACCCCAAAAAUUUUCAUGUGAAUUUUUAGUUUUUCAAUGUGAAUUUUUAAAUUACCUUUCUUCAUCUCCAAGCCACUUCUAUUGAUUGUUACUUAAAUUUUCUAUCUGGAAUCAUGGACUUAAGAUUUCCCUAGCUCAUGGGGAAACGUUUAACCCAGAAGUUAAAAGUCUUUAAACUUUCACCUGAUUCUGGCUUAGAAUGUCCUCAAAAGCAUUCUCCGGCCUAUAGGAGGAACCAUGUACCAAGGGUGUGCUACACCUUCCCAUUAUUUUGUGGCAAGCCUUAAGUUACCUGUCUCUACCAAGAACAACUGAAUAUUUCUAAAAGUAGUAAUGAAGAUUAAGUAUCCAAUUCUAAUUGCAGAAGAAAUAAGUACUAAAAUAAUCGGUAGGAAUCCCCUUUGUACUAGGCCUUUUGUCAUACAAAGUUCAUAGAUUUGUGGACUGCUCCGAACUCUCAAAAUUCUGAGAUUUGAUAGUGAAAAUAGUUUUUCAAAGAAACUUAGUUGAUAAGGCAAAAGUUGGAGGUGAGGGAGGAGAUGAUGUAUUCUGAUCAUUAUAAAUAAUAUUUUUCAGGGCGCUAUCAUUUUUUCCCUUUCUUUGAUAAUCUGGAAUAUGAUUAGUGUUCCCAGUGUUCCAACAGUAUCGUACCUAUAUUCCAUUUGAUCUGUAUACUUUAAGUUCUGUGGCCAGCCAGUGCAAUGUAGUAACAUUGAAUGAAGCCUUUGUUCUAGAUCUUUCACCCUAUUUGUCUGUGGCUUCGUUAUUAUUUUCUCUGUCUUUUCCAACAAAGCAAGUGGUGGGCACCCAUGGUUUACAUUGUAUUUGUAUCUUCCCACAGUGUAUUUGGCUUGGCAAAGAUAAGCAGGCUUCUCUAUUGAGACUUACUAUAUGUUUAGUUUUCACAGACACUUACUUAAUUUUUUUUUUUUUUACUGUACAGCAAGGUGCUCUAAGUAAUGUUCUAUAAAAUAUAUUUAAUAGAUAUUUGAGUUUGAUAUUCAUGGACAUGAAUACUUGUAUUUUUUUAAGAAAUAAGUAUUGUGUAACACUAUGGCUUUGCUUCUAUAGCCAAAGUAUAAAAACUUCUGGAACACUGACAUGAAAAGACUACAGUUAAUUCUGACACUGUAUCUUAUUAAAAUAGGAUGAUUUGCAUUUUGUAAAAUUAUCCUGCACAUUGAGCUGCAUGCCUUAAAGCCUAAAACUCUAGGAUUGUGUUCAUGGUAGAACAGUUUAUCUGUUCAAAACAGUGAAGCAAGGUCUACAGCGCUUCUUUAACUACCUUUGGAAAUACUGUACAAUGUUAGAAUAAUUUAUUUUGCUUUACAGGAGUUUGUCAUGUAUUGACUUUAAUAUUGUAUUUUGGUAAUAAAUUUUUUUUGUU
Molecule: messenger RNA, 6503 nt
Organism: Choloepus didactylus (southern two-toed sloth)
Lineage: Eukaryota; Metazoa; Chordata; Mammalia; Pilosa; Megalonychidae
Gene: ZNF507
Product: zinc finger protein 507
Exons: 7
Coding region: 228-3095 (955 amino acids)
Biological process (GO): regulation of transcription by RNA polymerase II
Cellular component (GO): nucleus
Molecular function (GO): RNA polymerase II transcription regulatory region sequence-specific DNA binding; DNA-binding transcription factor activity, RNA polymerase II-specific
Source: RefSeq, a predicted model, not a curated record